Molecule: messenger RNA, 696 nt
Organism: Penaeus monodon (black tiger shrimp)
Lineage: Eukaryota; Metazoa; Arthropoda; Malacostraca; Decapoda; Penaeidae
Product: polyubiquitin-like
Exons: 2
Coding region: 121-612 (163 amino acids)
Biological process (GO): protein ubiquitination; modification-dependent protein catabolic process
Cellular component (GO): nucleus; cytoplasm
Molecular function (GO): protein tag activity; ubiquitin protein ligase binding
Source: RefSeq, a predicted model, not a curated record
UGAUCCACCACGCCACGUGAGUGCGGUAAGCUGCCAACGAACGGAUUUAGUUGGUGGUUGCCGUCCCGAGGGUACGCACCAAGCUGCACAACAAGUGGCGGAAAACCAGAAACUCACAGAAUGGGAACAGUAGUACUUUUCGUCAUAAUGCCAAAUGAGAAAAGACUAGCAACAGAAAUAAAACCUGAAAGCACAGUACACGACUUAAAAGCCAUUAUAUAUGAGAAAGAAGGCAUCCCCCUUGAACAACAGAGACUAUACUACGACGGAAAAUUACUUAUGAAUGAAAACACACUCGCUUCCUACAACCUAGUCUCCGGAACUGUGUUACAAUUUAGGUUCUUUUUUAGGGGUGGAGGCACACCCAUGUUUUUCCUCAGUGUGAUAAUGCCAUCAAGUAAGGUGAUACAAACGGUUGUUGAUGGAACAACAACCAUAGGUGAAGUGAUGAAAACCGUGCAGAACGUAGAUCGAUCAUUGAGGACCAGCAACCAUCGCCUAAUGAUGGCUGGUAUGGCGAUGGACAACAGCAGGACUCUUGGCGACUAUGGAAUUAAAUCCGAGUCAGUCUUAAGAGUGGACAGGGUAGAACGGACGUGCACCUUUCUGUAAGAAGUUGUAGUAUGCAUAUAUGGAUAGAAUAUAAAAAGGCAAAUGUAUGAAUAAUGAAUAAAUAAAAAGAGAAAUUAUACACAC